This is a messenger RNA of Solanum tuberosum (potato), 942 nucleotides long. RefSeq lists its product as uncharacterized. The record is from RefSeq and is a predicted model, not a curated record. The transcript is spliced from 3 exons. NCBI's taxonomy places the organism in Eukaryota, Viridiplantae, Streptophyta, Magnoliopsida, Solanales, Solanaceae. Bases 102 to 773 code for a protein of 223 amino acids.
AGUUCUAGAAGUCCGUUAGAAGUUGUAAGAAGAAACACAAGAAGAAGUCACUCACUACGUUAUUAAACGUCGAGUCCUACCCAGAAAAAAAUGGUAGAAAGAUGAAAGGGAAUAGUAAUAAGCAGAUAGAAAUCAAGCUAUUGUGUCCUUUGGUAUCAAAGAUGGUAGUACCAAUCAUGGUUUGGGAAGAAGAAAGACUUGAUCUUGGUUCCAUUGCACGCAUUUUUGGGCUUGACCCAUUAACAUUGAAGAUAAAUGGUCACUUUAUAAGUAAAGGGGUUGAUUUUAUUGCUUCUUCUGUUACAUGGAAAUCACUUCUUUCCUUCUUCUCUUCUCGUGGCUUCUCCACUCACCCACUCAUUCUUCAAGGAAAUCUCUCUAAACUUGGGUCCAAAAGAUCACAUAGUCCAACAGUAGUUGAAAAUGGGUUGCUCUGCAAGAAGUAUCUCAAUGAUGAGAGAGAGAAAUGUCACGAGGAAACCAACUCCCUUAGUAACAAGAAAUUCAAGGGAAGCUCUAGAGGUAAUGACAGAUUAUACAACUUUGCUAGUGCAGGAAUGGCAUUGAACCUAAAAAGGAAGCUUUGUUUGGAAGGUUCGGGUCUGUUGAAGAGAUCAAGAACAGCAGAUGAAUAUGAUUCAGGUUUGAGAGAGGAACAAGUGGAUUUCCCCAAAGCUGAUAGACCACUUUUAUGCAGUCUAGCUAGUGAAAAGCUGAAAAGGUUUAGAGAUGAUGAGAUGGUUGUAUCCACCCCGUUCAAGAGGAUACGAUAACUUGGCCAAACACAAACUGUGUUAGUUAGGUAGAUGUAUAUUGAAGUUAUCGUAGCAUUGUACUCACCUGUAAAUACUUGCCAAUCGGUUAAAGUUGUUGCUGACACAAAAGUUUCAAAUUGCAAGAGCAUUUUUUGAGUUUUGUCAAAGUAGAUUAUGGCUUGUUCUA